ACAAAAGUUUCGUCUACUCUUUAAAGAUUACGUGUACUAAAGCUACCGGCAACAUGGCACCCAAGGAAGGAGUACUUUCACAGUCUCAGGAAAAAGAGUGGUCAGCAGAUGAAAAGCCAGUCAAGAUAGACAAGUGGGAUGGUUCGGCAGUCAAAAAUGCCCUUGAUGACGCAGCAAAGAAGGUACUGACAGAUGGCUAUGGGUAUGUAGAGAGUUACAGACUGGUGGAUGGACGCCUAGGAAUCUGUACCGUUGCCGUGGCGUUUGCAGCCUUUGCCCUGCUAUGGGACUAUCUUCAUCCAUUCCCUCAGUCCAAACCUGUGCUCAUUGUCUGUGUGUGUUCAUAUUUUCUACUCAUGGGUGUUUUAACUGUGUAUACCACAUAUAAAGAGAAGGGGAUCUUCAUGGUGGCCUUAGACAAGGAUAAGGCUGGGGUGGACCCCGAUAAUGAGUGGACGCUGUCCUCCACACUGAAGAGAUACGAGAGUGACUACACACUACAGAUUAGCUAUUACGACGGACAAAGCCGGCAGAGUCGGUCACUAGAAACCACCCAUUGUGUGGCGGACUUCAUUGAUGAAAACGGCCAGAUUUGCAUGGAUCUCUUCGAGCCUGAAGUGAAGAAAAUGCAUGUCAGUUUGUCAUCAGAGAAGAAAUCAAAAUGACUAGCAAUUAAAAUUCUCUGAUGAUAAUUAUGGUUACAGCAUAAAUAAAGUAUAAUAUGUCUUUCUCGACAGUGCUCUCCAUUUAUUUUUUAUCUUGCAUUCUGGGGAUGGAAGUCGUUUUCGGUGGUUUUUAUGGGACGAGUAACAGUGAGAUAGUACUGGAGAUUAAAAAAAAACAUUGUUACUUAUUUAUUUAGCUAGUUUUUUUUUUUUUUUAAUCAGGUUUUGUAGGUUAGUUAAAUCUAAAUAUUUGAAUUUUUGGGUGUAGUUGUAGAAAACCUUUAGAGUUAGAUUUUUUUCAUCUAAUAAAUUUGAGCCUGAAUAUUUAUUUUUGUGCAGUUUCUUGAAUGUUUAGUAAAGCCUCUCCCAUGUAAAGCAGUUUGUUAAUUAUUUUUAUUUAUUUUAUUAUUAUUAUUAUUUUAUUUUUUAAUUAAUUAAUGUAUUCAUUUUUAUUUUAUUUAUUAUUAUUAUUUAUUUUUAUUUCCUAAAAGUUGAGAUAAGUCACCGCAUGCCUAUCUGAGGUUGGGAAGAUGGUGUUCCAUGCAAUGAAAUAGAGAGCAAUGAAAAGAGACAUUCUGUCAUAUGUCAAGUGGCAUAUGAUACUAAAUGUAUUGUCCAGUAUAUUUUGUAAUAUAAUAUACUCUUCGUCAAAGACGUGAGGGCUAUUGUGCAGGGUUGCAGCCGUCAGGAGUUACUAUAGACUCAUAAUUUAUCAAGAAGUGAAUAUAGGCAUCGCUUUCAGCUGCCCAUCAAUGAAUACAAACACUGAUAAUAACAAUAAAAGCCAUAUUACAACUA
This is a messenger RNA of Lingula anatina, 1463 nucleotides long. RefSeq names its product signal peptidase complex subunit 2. The record is from RefSeq and is a predicted model, not a curated record. Lineage: Eukaryota; Metazoa; Brachiopoda; Lingulata; Lingulida; Lingulidae. Gene Ontology annotation, cellular component: signal peptidase complex; membrane. Gene Ontology annotation, biological process: protein targeting to ER.